This is a messenger RNA of Mytilus trossulus (common blue mussel), 3000 nucleotides long. RefSeq names its product transmembrane protein 143-like. The coding region runs from base 56 to 1615 and encodes 519 amino acids. Lineage: Eukaryota; Metazoa; Mollusca; Bivalvia; Mytilida; Mytilidae. The record is from RefSeq and is a predicted model, not a curated record. The transcript has 6 exons.
GGGAAAAUGUCCAUUCGUCAAACGCAUUUAGGAGACAGACUUGCAAUCGGGCAGUAUGGCUGUCCUUCUGCUGUCCCGAAAAGCAGGACUUGGCAAACAAGUAGCAAAAGGAGUAAAGUGUUUGCUGAAUCAUGAAUUCACCAUAUGUUCUUUAAAAGCACCAAGAUAUUACCAUAUCAAGACAUGCCAACACAUACAACGGCGUACAAUUUCUACAACUAGAUGUGUAGGAAAUGAUAAACUAGCAGAGACGUCUGAUGCAAAGAAUGAAGUUGUAACUGCACCUGUUCUAGAAGUAGAAGAGGAAGAAGAUUUGCACAAAGAAAGGUACAUUCCAAUAACAAGACAGUCUUUGAUUAGAUUAUUGGUUGAAGAAAAGGCUUUUCUAAGUGAAAGUGAGAAGAAAAUUUAUACAGAUUUUGCUCUAGGACUAGAUUCAGCAAUUGUAAACAAAUACCAUGGCAUUCUUAAUGAAAUUAAGGCACUGUUUGAUCCUAUUAAUCCUGAUAAAGAUACAGUCAAAACCAGAAAGUACACUAGACGUGAGAAGCUUGACAAUGAGUUCUGGUUAUUACAAAGACUUGAGGACUUGGUAGAGAAGGCAAACUUCCAUGAACUCUCUGAAAAUACUCUCAUUAGAUCUAUGAAUGAGCAUGAUGUGGCAGAGGGUGUUAGGGUCAAAGUGGAUAGGAACAAUUUUGAUAUUCUUCGUAUUUGGGCCUUAGGAAAAGAGAAACCAGCAAUGAGUAUUCCAUGGUAUAGAAAAUUACAGUUCUGGAAGACACCUGUUAAGCAGACAGAUGGACCUGCCUUUUACAAACGUAUUGUGGUAGCUUUAAGGUUGAAGAAAGAUCAGAAACUUAUGUUAAAAGUUUUUAAAGAAGUUCCAGUAAAUGGUUUAGAAAUGUUAUUACCAGAUGGAAGAAUAGUAAUCAAAGCUAGAGACAAACAAAUUAUAGCAGGAUCAGGCUUCCUUGCAAUGGCAUCUGUUUUGGCGAAAUGUGUCACGAUUCUAGCUCACCUGCAUAUAGAUUGGUUUUUGGCUGUGUUUAUAACAGCUGGAACUUUAGGAGGUCGUACAUAUACUGUGUACAAUAAUCGUAAAAAUAAAUACCUUGCACGAUUAAAUAGACAAUUAUAUUUCAAAAAUAUAGCAAAUAACCGUGGCUCCUUGGCUUUGUUGGUUGAUCGAGCUGAGGAUGAAAGUUUUAAAGAGGCACUUAUUGCCUACACAUUUCUAUUGACAAAUAGAUCAGUAUUAGCAAUGAAGAAGGACGUUCAGUUUGUACCAACAGAAUUAGGAAAUAUUACAGAUUUAAAUUUAGAGAAAAAAUGUGAGGAAUGGAUAGAGAAAAAGACUGGUGCCAAAAUUGAAUUUAAUUCAUCAGAAGCUAUCAAACACUUACAAGACUUCGGAAUUCUAAGUAAAUUAAACGGGAAACUUAAUGUAUUACCGCUUGAUUCAGCCAUGCGUAACCUUCCACAACAACCUUCACCAAAAGUAGAACGUAUGGAGGAAGAUUUAUUAGAGGGUUACGAUAGGGACUAUUUCUUAGAAACGGAAGAGAAAUACACAGAAGAGGAAAACAAAGACAAGAAGUAUGGAUGGUUUUGAUGGAUGAACUAUGCAUAGAAGGAUUUUAUAUUUAAUUUGAUAGAGGUGUUUUUAAACAUGAUUUGUAUUUAUAAAGUUAGAAUUUAAAGUAAAUUUAACGACUUUGUGACUAGUAGUAGUGACGUGUAUGUUUUCAGUUGAUUUGUGGUGUGUCACCCCCUAUAAAUCAUGAAUUCAAGAUUAUUUAGAGGUAAAAGUAAAUGAACUUGUCGAUUUAUUAUUUAUUGUCAAUAUUCAUAAGAAUAAAGUAAACAAAAAUGCAUGAUGUUAUUCAAAUAAUUACUAUUUACAAUGUAAAUUCCUAACAAUUGGAAAUUACAUCCUGCUAAUAUGUACAAAAGUUAAAAGGAGUCUCAGUGAGAUAGCAUUUUUUUUUUUAAUAAACAGACUAAAAAUAGACAUAGUUUAACAAUGAGUCCUGUUAUAAGAAUGUAGAAAAAGUGUCAAUAUGUUAAUCUCAAAUUCAAUCAAAUUAUUGACUACAUGUUUUAUGUUGCAAGGGAAAUAUCUUUCUGAGAUAAGUUAUUUAUUUAUAUCAGUACUGAGAUUAGAUAUUUAUGUAUGUAAGUAGAAGAGACUCCUGCAGUGUUCAUUUGAAUUCUAAAUUUCAUUUACUAUUUCGGAAAAAAUUGUGAUUACUCUUUUCAGGUUCAAAAUCAGAUUCAGAAUUACUUCAUAGGCCAUAUUUUUGCUAAUGAUUAAAGUGCUUCACCUCACCUAUCCUCUUCAUGUUGGUCGGCAUUUUAAUAAGACCCUAAUGAUAAAAAUGAUAAAAGAACUAAUGUCUUGAGAGUGUUUCUGAUCUGUUUUAUAACAUUUCAAACUUGAUAAAUUGUUGUUUUUCUCCUCUGUAACAUCCAGUACUUUAUAUAAAUCCAUGGCAAAUUAUGAAAAAAGAGGGUUUUUUCACAAAAAGAAUCUAAACUCUAUUGAAAGCAAAUAAUGAUAUUUCAUAAUUUAAAAUUUUCUGAAAUUUUUUUAUUUCAUUAUUAUUCAUGGGUAGGCAAUUAUCUUAGAUAAAAACCAUGCAUGUUCAACCAAGUACCAAUUUUCUAAAGGCUUGUUGUAUACUUUGGAAAACAACAAAAUUCAAUAUCUACAAAAAAGAUUCAAUUUCAUCUUCGUCCAGUAAAAUUAUUUUCACUAAAUGAAAUUAAUCCACAGUUAUAUAUUUUUUUAUGGUUUUUUUUUAUUAGGGGUAAGAACAUUAAAAGUUGCCAUUCCUUCGUUCAAUACAGAUAUUAGGUUGUAUUAUAAACAUGAUAAAUGGAAGGUCAUUAUAAUGAAAUUAUUAAAUGUAGGUUGGGUAUCACUGAGAGCAUAUUAUGGAAAAGAUGAUAAAGUCAUAUAUGUUAAUAUAUAUAAAUAAAAGAUAUAGAAAAUUC